AUGGCUACCUUUCCAUCCCCGGUCGAACGAACUGUGGCUUCAGCUCUUCUCCUCCUUUCAACUCAACCUCCAAAGUUGACGAUCGGUUGUAGUGAUGGUGAGACGAAAGGAGAAACAAGCAUGAGCGAAGAAAAUAAGUUGAGAUUGAUGCCUUCGAAUGAAUCCGAAUCCGGCAGUUCCUCUCUCACGAGCCAUCAGUUAUCUUCACGUAAGCAACAGAAGCUACGGAUCAUCGCAGCCGUGGCUCGUUGCCAUGAGUUCAAGCUCAAGGUGGUGAAAAGGAGACGCUCGAAGAUCUGCUGGAGCUCCGAUGACCGUAAAACAUCAUCCUUCAAGUCAUUAAUCUCACGAAACAUGGCCACGGCUGAGACGACAUCGUGCUUGUCGAGCAGCUCAAGCGGCAUCUCAAGCGCGCGAAGCCAACCUAAAAGUACGACGUCCAAAACUGAGAAAAUACAAAGGAAGAGGCGCAUCGGCGGCUCCAAUCACAUGCGCUGCCGAGCCGAAGCCAUUUUGAAAUUGCUAUCCGGCGGCUGCUUCGCUGAGGUUAACAUCCGUCGAAUGCUCGGCGACAGUCCAGACACUAGCAAAGCCCUUCGAAUGUUGUUAAAGAAGGAAGAAGUGAAAAGGUCAGGAACUGGAGGGCAAAAAGAUCCUUAUAUUUACACGAUUGCAUGA
Molecule: messenger RNA, 678 nt
Organism: Gossypium raimondii (Peruvian cotton)
Lineage: Eukaryota; Viridiplantae; Streptophyta; Magnoliopsida; Malvales; Malvaceae
Exons: 5
Coding region: 1-678 (225 amino acids)
Source: RefSeq, a predicted model, not a curated record